Molecule: messenger RNA, 4398 nt
Organism: Lentinula edodes (shiitake mushroom)
Lineage: Eukaryota; Fungi; Basidiomycota; Agaricomycetes; Agaricales; Omphalotaceae
Product: cadmium ion transporter
Exons: 35
Coding region: 36-4298 (1420 amino acids)
Biological process (GO): transmembrane transport
Cellular component (GO): membrane
Molecular function (GO): ABC-type transporter activity; ATP hydrolysis activity; ATP binding
Source: RefSeq, a predicted model, not a curated record
CGAGAGCAACGUACUUGAAUACACACGCGGCAUAGAUGCUCGGCAUGAUCACUAUUCUUAAGGAAGCAAUCCCAACAGCCAACAAACCAACUAACAACCAACUCGACGUCUCAAUGCAAAAUAUAUUUCAUCCUCCUCCUGCUCCACCAGCUUUGAGUAAAGGAACUGUAAUUCCAGAAAAAAACUCGUCUAUCUUCUCAAGUCUGCUUCUGCACUGGCUCAGUCCACUUCUGAGCACGGGCUUUUCGAGGCCUUUGGAACAAGACGAUCUCUGGAGUCUCCCGCCUUCCCAGUUGACGAGCAAUCUCACAGACAAGCUCGAGCAGGCAUUCUACUCGAAUGGUACAAAUACGCAACGAACUGUGACUCGAAAUGUAGGAAGAGUAGGGGAGCUGGAGUCAAACGAAAAAACCGAUUCUCAAGCUCUGGAGGAGCAGGAGAAUCCGAAUGAAGCUACUGUUCAAGUGCCUUUGCCAAAGGCUAUACAUCGACAGUUCUUCUGGCAGUGCUGGUCAACAGGUUUUCUCGUUCUCAUCGCUCAGACUCUUACUACACUCACACCCCUAGUGACAAAAGUCCUCCUUACGUGGCUGACUGAGUCCUAUGUGUUCUCUCACCUUUCAUCUGCGGAGCAAGCUGAGCCUUCCACUCUGGGCCUGACAAAGCCGCAGGGAAUCGGGUAUGGAGUAGGCGUUGCAAUAGGCUUGUUUGUCAUGCAGCAAGGAGCAAGCUUGAUCAAUGCACAUUCCUCAAAAUUUGCUAUGACUCUCGGGCUAACCGUUAGAACAGCAGUCAUUGGUUGUAUCACCCGGAAAUCGCUUCGCCUUUCUGCGCGUGCAAGACUUGAACACUCUAGUGGUCAAAUACUGACAAUGAUAUCAACGGAUGCAGAUCGGAUUGAUAAAUUUUGUAUGUAUGGACACCAUCUAUGGAUCGCCCCGACUCAGUUAAUCAUCGCUGUGGGAUUCCUCAUUGCCACGCUUGGAUACUCUGCACUUGUUGGCCUUGGAGUCCUCAUUUUCAGUCUCCCCAUUCAAACUGUCCUCGUUAUCGUCAUAAUGAAACAGCGAAGAAAGGGAGUGAAGAUUACGGACUCGAGAAUUCGCUUGACUACAGAGGUCCUACAAGGCAUACGACUUCUGAAACUAUACGCUUGGGAAAAAUUCUACGUUGGAAAGAUUACAGAGUUGCGGAAGGGAGAAUUAGAGGCGACUCAAAACUCCUUAAUUGCUACAGCUGGUUUGAUAGCUAUGAUGACGUUCAUCCCGAUCUUAGCUUCAGUUCUGUCAUUUAUCACUUAUGCUCUGACGGGGCAUGAUCUCAACGUUGCAAUUAUCUUCACGUCUCUGCAAUUUUUCAACAUCAUCCAAUUACCGCUGAUAAUGCUUCCCAUAACGCUCGCCAGUCUAUCGGACAUCUUUGUGGCAAACACCCGUAUAUCUGCAUUCCUACUGGCCGAAGAGCGCCCUGCAGACUAUGCGAUUAAGCUUGAUACACAAAGUGCAAAUGCAGUGGAAUGCAAAGGUGACUUCGCCUGGGUUAUUCCUUCGGGAAAUGAGAACAAGGAUACAAAGGCUGAACAAACGGAAGAUGUUGUGCUUGUCGCAAAUAAUAAUAAGAAGGAAACGGUUCAAAUGAUACAAGAGAAGAAUGCGCAGAGGAAUUCAAAGAAAGCGAAGAAGGUGAAAGGCGAAGUUGAUUCUCUUGUCCUCCCAACGUCGAAUCCCAUUGAAACUGGACCUGACCGGCCAAACCCAUCAGAGACACUUCCGGAUCAACCUUUCGAGUUGAAGGACCUGGAUUUGACCAUACGAAGAGGUGCUUUUGUAGCUAUUGUCGGACGUGUCGGCUCUGGAAAGAGUUCAAUUCUCCAAGCCUUGAUUGGGGAAAUGCGAAAGAUUUCAGGUGAGGUCCGGUUUAGCGGAUCUAUGGCCUACGUUCCGCAAAAUCCGUGGAUUCAGAACGCCACUGUGAGAGACAAUAUCAUGUUUGGACAGCCCGAAGACGUUCGAAGGCUGAGCGACAUAAUCCAUGCUUGUAGCUUGACUCAUGACCUUAACAGCCUUCCGAAUGGCGAACGUACUGUGAUCGGUGAAAGGGGUAUUAAUAUUAGUGGUGGACAGAAGGCACGUAUAUCGCUCGCGCGCGCCGCUUAUUCAGGCUCAGAUAUAGUUCUUUUGGACGAUCCUCUCUCUGCUGUCGAUUCUCACGUCGGGAAGGAUAUCCUUCAAAACUGCAUUCUCUCAGGACCGCUCGCAGACAAGACCCGGAUUUUAGUUACGCAUGCCUUGCAUUUUCUUGACAAGGUGGAUUACAUCUAUAUUGUAGAGGGAGGGAUCAUCAAGGAACAGGGAACCUAUCAAGACUUAGUAAAUAGUAGUCUUAUGUUUACCGGUCUCAUGAGUGCACACGCACAGAAGAUGUCUGCAGGGAAUCUGGACACUCCGACCAAGCGCGAAUUGGAUAUAAGGAAACUGGUCGAUGACCCCCUCAUACAGGCAGAAGAGCGCAAUAUAGGUGCCGUCACUGGGGCAACCUAUAAACAAUAUUUUGCCUUUUCGGGAGGUUUUGGGUGGAUCCCCCUCAUCCUUGGCAUGCUAACAAUGAUGCAGUCUUGUCAAGUGGCGUCCACUUUACUUUUGGGAUUCUGGACAGCAGAGAGUAUUCCGGGGUUCCAGGAAAAUGACUACAUAGCGUUAUAUGCUAGCUUUGGAGCGGGUCAAGCAUUAUUCUCUUUCUUGCUCACAUGUGCUUUUGGCCUGAUAGGGAUUCGUUCGAGCCUAAAUUUGUUCGCAACCGUGCUGAAGAAAGUGUUGCAAUCACCAGUAUCCUUUUUCGAUACCACUCCUAUUGGGCGUAUCUUAUCCCGACUUUCAAAAGAUCAAGAUACUCUUGAUACAGAGCUUCCCUUGACUAUGAUGCAGUUUUUGGCCACGGUUAGCUCGAUCGUUGGCACCAUUGGUUUGGUGUUUUAUAUCUUUCCUUUCCUCGGUAUCAUAUUUGCGCCAAUGAGCAUACUCUAUUGGUUCUUUUCGUUGUAUUAUCGUCGAAGCUCAGUUGAAGUCAAGCGCCUCGACUCUCUUGCUCGAUCAAAUUUUUACAGUUCCUUUUCAGAAACACUCACUGGAAUCACUACUGUACGCGCAUUUAGAAUUGAGGGCCGCCAGAUGGAAAUUGCUGAGCGGGGACUUGACUUGGAGAACCGGGCUUACUACAUCACCGUGUCCCUUCAGUGGUGGUUAAUGAUCCGACUUGAACUUUUUGCCAGCAUUUUGAUUUUGGGUAUUGCACUUUUCGCCGCUGGUUUCCGCAACUCAGUGAACCCCUCCAAAAUCGGUGUUGUUCUCACAUAUGCUUUGAGCGUGACGCAACUUUUUUCUCAAAUCAUACAAACCUUUACAACACAAGAAAUGAGUAUGAAUGCGGUCGAGCGUCUUCUGAUCUACGCCCAACUCCCGUCCGAAGAGCGUGAACCAAUGAAACCCCCAGAUGUCUCUAACUGGCCUAGUCAAGGAGAAAUCGAGUUCAGCAACGUUUCUAUGGCGUAUAGAGAAGGACUUCCCCCUGUCCUCAAAAAUGUGUCUUUCCAUGUUAAAGCAGGGGAAAAGAUAGGUAUUGUUGGCCGAACGGGUGCCGGUAAAAGUUCCCUAUUGCAGGCACUCUUCCGCAUUGUUGAAAUCCAGCACGGAAGUAUCACCAUCGACGGAAAAAAUAUCACUGAUGUCAAUUUGGAGACGUUGCGCACUAAACUUGCUCUGGUACCCCAGGACAGUGUGCUUUUCCUGGGGACAUUGAGACAAAACCUUGAUCCCCUCGCUGUGCGGACGGACGCAGAACUCAUUACUAUACUGCAAAGUGCCUGUUUGUUGCCUAAAGCUAUGUCUGAUCAAACUUCUGAACAGAAGUUUGACUUGAAUUCCAAUGUUGACGAUGAAGGCUCGAAUUUUAGUGCUGGUGAAAAGCAACUAUUGGCAUUAUGCCGUGCAUUAGUCAAGAAUAGUAAGAUUAUUGUCCUUGAUGAGGCAACGAGUAGCGUCGACGUUGAAACGGAUUCUAAAAUUCAACAAACAAUUCAGUCCGAAUUCACUUCCUCCACACUUUUGUGCAUUGCGCACCGUAUUCAUACCAUUGUGCACUAUGAUCGCGUUCUUGUCAUGGAUUCGGGUGAGGUUGCAGAAUACGGUACAGUGCUCGAGCUCUACGACCGCAGUAACGGUUCAAUAUUCCGCUCUCUGUGUCAUGAAUCUGGAUUAACCAGAGCUGAGAUAGUCCGCUUGCGGGCGACUCGUCGAUGGUAGAUUGUUUACAAGAAAUGGACUGAUAGAUUUAUAUACAGUAUUUGCAGCCUAGUUGAUUUCAGGUAUGGGAAAAUUGCGUUACGUUGUGAAACUUCAGGCA